Durusdinium trenchii is the source of this 2199-nucleotide messenger RNA. NCBI's taxonomy places the organism in Eukaryota, Dinophyceae, Suessiales, Symbiodiniaceae. The record is from the annotation of a GenBank genome assembly.
UUGAAAGUCUCCAGGUUGGUCCUGCUGAAGUGUCGCCUUGCUUUGCAACAUGGUCGUCCACCUAUGGUCGAAGCGGUCGAAGCAGCUGAAGCAACACCCCGAACAAACCAAUGCCAACAACCGCACACAAAGAUCCACAAAGCAAGCCGCCGGUGGACGCUUGCAUAGGCUAAGGCGGCUAAAAUUUCUACAGGUGGCGCUUGACUUGAGAUGUUGUGUACAGGGCUUGACCUGGGGAUUGACUCACAUUCAAUUUUUAAAUGCCUUCCCUAGUUGCUGCAAACUGUAUCAUACUGUAUCAUACUGUAUCUACUAUCCAGUCAACCAAGGUCCAGUCUUCGCUUUCCUUCGGUGGUGAAGCAUCAUGUUCGUCUCAUCGAAGUCGACAGGCGGCGCGACAAGCUGGUCCGUCGAAGCGCUGAAGCUCCGUGGUGCGAAAUCUGUGAACGCCGCAGCUGCUGCUCCUGCUCCUGCUGGUCUGCUGGUGAUGCUGGUCCGCAGAGUUUGGCCACCCCUACGCCGAGCAGAGCAGUCACUGAUGCGAGCACUUGUGAACACCGCACUCUGUUAGAACGGUCUUCACCGACCGGCAAGAGCGAUCGGACGCGCGACGCGCGAACCCGAACCGAGUUCGGGGGCUCUCCUGGCAUCGCGACUCGGUUCGCGCUCGGGUCCCGCGAAGCCGAAGCGGCGUUUCACCGACCGGGCUGGUGCUUCAGACCGACCUUCGCAGUCGAUGCAAUCGGGUCCGUCCCAGCGUCCCAGUGUGCCGCGGCGUGGUGGGUGGUUUGGGGUGGAAUCCAACUCGUGCGACUCACAGCGAAAACGAAGGGCGCCCAGGGGUGGCGAAACGAGUGCUGUGGGAUGGAGGCUCCGAACUGCCGUUUUGGCGCCCAGUGGACGAUAGACGGUAGCUAAGAAAGGGCCACCCCAACACAUUGUCUCAGAUCUGGUGACCUGGUGUGUUCCUUUAUACCGUGCCUUCGUUUCUCGAACUGAACUUCAAAGCGUUGGUUCCGACAUGCUUACACUUGGACCAUGGUCGACUCUUUCUACCUUGAGAGAGGGGCCGCAGCAAAGCGGCCUUGCUGCUAUGGUCCCCAUAUGCCAUUGCACGUUGAGGAGAUGGCGGCCAGUGCCAGUGCCACUGCUCAGGAAAGCGCCACCAACGCCGCUGCCGCAGUGCAGGACGUGGCCAGCGACACCGCCGCCGCGGCGCAGGUGGCCGCAGAGGUUGCUCAGAAGGCUGAGGAGGUGACCGCAGACAGCGAGGACAAGGACAUGGAUCUGGGCGUCACCUUCACCGGCGACCACUCGCCGACCAAGGCGGGCGCCGCGGCGGCGUCCGACGCCGCCGCGGCGGUGCAGCCCGGCGCGGCCGCCAGCAGCUGGAUGGAUCAGAUGAGGGAUGGCUUCCACCAGGGCUUCAACAGCGUGAGCGAGAAGACCAUGCAAGGCUACGAGGCGGCCAAAACGAUGAUCAACGGCCCUGAGACACAGAGCUGGACCCAGUCGCUGAAGGAUGGCUUCAAUCAGGGUGUGAGCACUGUGUCCGAGAAGACCUCCCAAACCUAUACGGCGGCGAAGGAGUACAUGGCUGGAAGUGGCAGCGGUGCGGCGUCCGGUGCGGCGUCCUCCACCACCGACACCCAGGAAGUCGUCGCCAGCUGGGCCGAGCGUUUCCAGAGCAACUUCACCAUGUGCCUCUCAACGGUGCAAGAGAAGACCGCACAAGGCUACGAGGCGACCAUGGAGCUGGUCGUGGGCAAGAAUGAUCAACCCUUGGCAGAGUCUCAAGUGGAGGACGCCCUGGCCUCGGCGCAAGCCGCCGGCGAGGCUGUGGCCACCGAGACCUCCCAGGCGGCGAAGACCGCCGGAAGUGAGACGGAGAAGGCGCUCGAGACCAGCAAGGGAAUGAUGCAGGAAGGCGCCGACCGUGCCGCAGCCGCCCUGAAGCCGAAGAGCGUCAAGGUGGGUGGCGCCUGAAGCACCGCAGGCUGAGUCUCCAGUGUAUUGGAACUUAUACAGAAGUCGCCAUCGAUGGCUAUGGCGCUUUGCAGUUCGACGAGCUCGAGCAAAUUCACAGCCGCCACUCAUGUGGCAUUUUGGCAACAGUUUCCUUGACCAGAGAGUACUCCGGGCGGUUUCAUGUCCGUUUACAGAUCUCCAUCCUCUGUGUUUUGUCGUGUUUCUUCCCGG